This is a messenger RNA of Oldenlandia corymbosa var. corymbosa, 1784 nucleotides long. The record is from the annotation of a GenBank genome assembly. NCBI's taxonomy places the organism in Eukaryota, Viridiplantae, Streptophyta, Magnoliopsida, Gentianales, Rubiaceae.
AAGUACUCUUAAAUAAAUAACCAGAGUGAACUAACAACAUCGGCAAAACCAGGUGAAACACGUUGAUCAUCUAUCUCCUAAUGAUGAUCAUAACAUCUCACCAAACUGGGGGGACACUGAAAACAAAAUAGCCAAAUAGAAAAGAAUUUUUCUUUUGUUUCUGAUCAAUUAUCAUUUCUCUUUGUUUUUUCAAGAAAACAAAAAACACAACAAUUAAUGCAAUCCAAAAACCAGAGAGAAACUGCCACUUUCAAAGGUGAAACCGACAUUCAUUAAUCAUCUCUUCAUUCUGCAUUCAAAACCUUGAAAUUUCCCUUGGAAACGGAUUUUUCAUCAUAACCCAAAUCAGCAUUCAGCUCCGGGGGGAAAAAAAAGGGGUUUCAUGGCUACGUUGAGAGUCCCAGAUGAUGUUCCCACUCCAAGAGUAGACUGUGAAAGACUCAGAAGAGCCUUCCAAGUACAUACAAUUCCUGCUAGUGCUGCAUGUUUGGAUGUUGUUCUGAGCUGUUCAUGUAUUCUGGGUUCAUGGGUAGGCUUUGGGACCGAUGAAAAUGCGAUCAUUAAGGUGUUGGGUCGCAGGAAUGCAAGUCAAAGGAAGAAGAUUAGGGAAACAUAUCAGCAGCUUUACAAUAAGUCUUUGAUUGAGGACCUGCAAUCUGAAUUGUCUGGAGAUUUCAGGAAUGCCGUUAUCUCAUGGACAUAUGAUCCUUCCGAAAGAGAUGCAAGGCUAGCAAAUGGAGUCUUGAAAUCAAGGGGAAAAGGUGUUAAGGAACUACAAAUAUUAGUUGAGAUAGCUUGUGCAUCCUCUCCUCACCAUCUGAUGGCUGUAAGACAAGCUUAUGCCUCUUUAUUUGACCACUCUCUUGAAGAAGAUAUUACUCUGAAUGUUCCGAUGCCUCUCCAGAAGAUUUUGGUUAACUUAGUCCGUUCAUAUCGAUAUGAUAAAGAGUUAGUGGAUUCUGAUGUUGCCAACUCAGAGGCGGCCAGGCUUUAUGAAGUCAUCAAGACAAAGAAACUGGAUGAAGAUGAUUUCAUUUUAAUCCUAAGCACAAGAAAUGUCUUCCAGCUGAAAGAAACAUUCCGCUUUUACGAGAAAAACUAUGGAAAUCCCAUAGAUGAGGUUGAGGACAACAGACAGUUAUUUGUUUGCCCAGACACAUUCCUGUUUCUGCUUUCUAAAUGAUGACAUUUCUCUUGCAGGAUAUCGUGAAAUGUGGAAAAGGCACAUUGGAAUCUGUUUUGAAGGUGCUUAUUUGGUGCAUUAAUUCCCCUGAAAAGCACUUUGCAGAGGUGAUUAGAGCUUCAAUUGUCGGGUUCGGCACAGAUGAAGAUGCUCUAACUAGGGCAAUCUUGGCUCGAGCUGAAAUUGACAUGAUGAAAGUCAGAGAAGAAUAUUUGAAGCAGAACAAAUCCAGUCUUGAUAGUGCAGUUAUUGGUGACACAUCAGGGGAUUACAAGGAUUUCCUUAUGACCUUGCUUGGAGCAAAUGCCUAAGAUACUAUCUGGGAAUAUGUCAUCCUUGCAUGUAUUUGAAUUAGUGAAGGGAAAAUUGAAUAUUUUAUCAACAAAUUUAGUAACACAGGUUUUUUUUUUUUUUUUUUUAAUGAUGUUGCAUAUUGUUUUGCAUCAGUUGGACUGUUUUAAAGAAUGUUUCUGCAGUUGGUUGGUUCUUCAUGUUAAUUGUGAGUACUUUUGAAUGACUAUAUCUUAGUUAUUAAGCUUCAGUUCUGACAUUUGAUCUCACAAAGUCUCGAGGGAUUUUGCAUGAAUAGCAGUAAGUGCGG